This is a messenger RNA of Arabis nemorensis, 990 nucleotides long. The record is from the annotation of a GenBank genome assembly. Lineage: Eukaryota; Viridiplantae; Streptophyta; Magnoliopsida; Brassicales; Brassicaceae.
AUGGGAAGGCCUCCAUGUUGUGACAAAUCCAAUGUCAAGAAAGGUCUCUGGACUGCAGAAGAAGACGCUAAGAUCCUCGCUUACGUUGCAAUCCACGGUGUAGGAAACUGGAGUUUGAUCCCCAAAAAAGCAGGUCUGAAUCGAUGCGGAAAAAGCUGUAGACUGAGGUGGACUAAUUACUUAAGACCUGACCUUAAACAUGACAGCUUCUCUCCCCAAGAAGAAGAGCUUAUUAUUCAGUGUCACAGAAUCAUUGGCAGCAGGUGGUCUUCGAUUGCGCGACAGCUUCCAGGAAGAACGGAUAACGAUGUGAAGAACCAUUGGAACACGAAGCUGAAGAAGAGGCUGAUGAAAAUGGGGAUAGAUCCGGUGACUCAUAAACCGGUUUCUCAGGUCCUUUCAGAAUUCAGAAACAUUAGUGGCCAUGGAAAUUCAUCUGAAACUUUUGUGAGAAACUUCAAAACAGAACCAUCUAACAACUCUAUAGUCACACAAACCAACUCAGCCUGGGAAAUGAUCAGGAACACAACAAGCCAUCAUGAGAGUUAUUACAACUCUCCUAUGAUCUUUACGAAUCCGACUUCACCUGAAUUCCAAACUACUCCAUUCCAUUUCUCUAGCAAUUCAAAUAAUCUGCUCAAUGGAACCACUUCUUCAUGCUCAUCUACAUCAUCUUCCGCUAGUAUCACGCAGCCAAACCAAGGUGCUCAAGCACCUGUUCCUACAUUCUGCUGGAGCGAUUUCCUUCUCUCGGAUCCGGUUUUACCUCUGAAUUCUCAGACACAAGGAGUGGGAUCCUCAGCUACUAGCAACCUCACUUUUGCGCAGAACGAAAACUUCAACAGCCAAGCCGAGUCCAGCUCUCAGAAGACCGCUUACAAGGCCUCGGGAACAUCUCAUUCUGCGAGUUCCUUUGUGGAUGAAAUACUUGAUAAAGACCAAGAGAUGCUGUCACAGUUUCCUCAACUCUUGAAUGAUUUCGAUUACUAG